Messenger RNA from Phycodurus eques (leafy seadragon), 3959 nucleotides. It is a transcript of the gene gfpt2, whose product is annotated as glutamine-fructose-6-phosphate transaminase 2. Lineage: Eukaryota; Metazoa; Chordata; Actinopteri; Syngnathiformes; Syngnathidae. The transcript has 19 exons. Gene Ontology annotation, biological process: carbohydrate derivative biosynthetic process; fructose 6-phosphate metabolic process; UDP-N-acetylglucosamine metabolic process. The record is from RefSeq and is a predicted model, not a curated record. Gene Ontology annotation, molecular function: L-glutamine:D-fructose-6-phosphate transaminase (isomerizing) activity; carbohydrate derivative binding. Bases 237 to 2288 code for a protein of 683 amino acids.
GAUGUGGAUUCGAGAGGACAAGGAAGGCGUCAACGGGGGGGAGGUGGAGUCCCUGCCUCUCCGGGAAACACCAUUUAAAUGCUCCACGCCAACCUUCUUUGCGCACACUCCAUGCACAGAGAAGCAGCAGCAUCAUCAUCAUCGUCGUCGUCGUCGUCGUCACUCCCACUGACAAAACAGCUCCCUUUUUACUUUCCGUUGACAAGCCGAACUUUUACCCAGCACAGCGUAAAGCCAUGUGUGGGAUUUUUGCUUACCUAAACCAUCAAGUGCCUCGGACCAGGAAGGAGAUAUUUGAGACACUAGUGAAGGGACUGCAGAGACUUGAGUACAGAGGCUACGAUUCAGCAGGCAUUGCUGUGGAUGGAAAAAACAAGGAACGCUCUGACAUCAAUGGCAAAACCAUCUGUUUAAUCAAGAAGAGAGGAAAGGUCAAGGCUUUGGAAGAAGAGCUUCAUAAGAAAGACUUUCUGGACCUGGAAGAGGAACUGUGUACGCACUUGGGCCUCGCUCACACUCGCUGGGCGACACACGGAGAGCCGAGCGCUCUCAAUAGCCACCCUCAUCGCUCUGACAGCGAUAAUGAGUUUGUCGUCAUCCACAACGGCAUCAUCACCAACUACAAGGAGCUGAAGGCCUAUCUGAUCACCAAGGGAUAUGAGUUUGAAUCUGAAACAGACACAGAGGUGAUCCCAAAGUUGAUCAAAUAUGUUUACGACAACCGGGAAGAUGACAGCAUCAGCUUCUCCACGUUGGUGGAGAGGGUCAUUCAGCAGCUGGAAGGAGCCUUUGCUCUGGUGUUCAAAAGUCGCCAUUUCCCAGGAGAGGCCGUGGUUGCCAGAAGAGGAAGUCCGUUGCUCAUUGGCGUACGAAGCGAACACGAGCUGUCAACUGAACACAUCCCUGUCCAAUACAAGGGCGCUCUCUUAAAGGAGGACAUUUUGGAAAAGAACAACCACAACCGCCCUGGUGGCACUGUUAACUCUGUAGGGGAUGGCAGGCCGGUGGAGUAUUUCUUUGCCUCUGACGCCAGUGCCAUUAUUGAACACACCAACAAGGUGUUAUACCUGGAGGAUGAUGACAUUGCCGUGGUGAGAGGAGGGAAACUUUCCAUCCACAGGAUGAACCGGCAGGCCGGUGAAGAUCCUGUGCGGGCCAUCCAAACUCUAAAAAUUGAGCUGCAACAGAUCAUGAAAGGAAACUUUGAUUCGUUCAUGCAGAAAGAGAUCUUUGAGCAGCCAGAGUCGGUGGUUAACACAAUGAGAGGUCGCAUUUGUUUUGACUCCAAUACUGUGGUUCUUGGAGGACUGAAGGACCACCUAAAAGAAAUCAAACGCUGCAGACGGCUAAUCGUGAUUGGCUGUGGCACGAGUUUCCAUGCUGCAGUCGCUACCAGACAAAUACUGGAGGAACUAACAGAGCUGCCUGUCAUGGUGGAGUUGGCGAGUGACUUCCUGGACCGCAACACGCCUGUUUUCAGAGACGAUGUCAGCUUCUUCAUCAGCCAGUCAGGAGAGACAGCAGACACCUUAAUGGCUUUGCGUUACUGUAAGGACAGAGGUGCCUUAACAGUGGGCAUAACCAACACUGUGGGAAGCUCAAUUUGCAGAGAAACGGUCUGUGGUGUCCACAUUAAUGCUGGGCCUGAGAUUGGAGUCGCUAGCACCAAGGCAUAUACCAGUCAAUUUGUGGCACUCACCAUGUUUGGGCUUAUGAUGAGUGAGGACAGGCUGUCCCUACAGAAGAGAAGACUGGAGAUCAUCAGCAGUCUCAGGGAUCUACCUGAUCUGAUAAAAAAGGUGUUGUCUCUGGAUGAGAAGAUCAAGAUCAUUGCUGAAGAGCUAUACCAGCAGAGGUCUCUUUUGGUCAUGGGCCGUGGUUUCAAUUAUGCCACAUGCCUGGAGGGGGCACUGAAAAUAAAAGAAAUCACCUACAUGCACUCAGAGGGCAUCCUGGCAGGCGAGCUGAAGCACGGGCCUCUGGCCCUCAUUGACAAACAUAUGCCAGUCAUCAUGAUCAUCAUGAAGGAUGCCUGCUACACCAAGUGUCAAAACGCCCUACAACAAGUCACUGCUAGAUCGGGCAGGCCAAUCAUCCUGUGUUGCCAGGAUGACACUGAGGUGACCACGAAUGCUUAUCGGACCAUCGAGCUGCCACGUACUGUUGACUGUCUGCAGGGCAUCCUCAGUGUCAUCCCACUGCAGCUACUGUCCUUCCACUUGGCCGUGCUGCGAGGAUAUGAUGUUGACUGUCCCAGAAACCUAGCCAAGUCUGUGACAGUGGAAUGAACGCACGUCACAAAGCACAGGAGAGCAGAAAGAAUGCUGAUAGCUUUGCAGCCCAAAUGUGCAAUUCAACUUUCCGAAUAAUUGUUUUUAUGGCUUUGUGUGCGUGUGUGUGUGUGUGUGUGUCUGCAUCUACAUGGAAAGUGUGUGUGCAUUCGAGAUGUGCGAACGAAACAAAUGGAAAGGACAAGGUACGAGGAACUUUGAAAAACAUCUUUUGUUUGUUUUUGUUUUUUCAUUAAAACAAAUGUGAAGUUUGACCAAUACACUGAUGAGGGAGCACCAGUCUAGUGCCAUUGAGGCUGCAGGCCUUGCAUGGAUCGCAACAUACUGUGCCUUUUCACUCGAUGAGCCAAAAAUACUUUUAACGGGCUUAAUAUAAUAAGAUAUUUGAAUGCCGUAUAGAUUAAAUUACAGUUGUGCAAUAUGGGGACUAAAUGUGCAUUAUGAAUGUACACAGUUGUGACUGAGCUGAUUUUUCUGGUUUUAAUACUGACACUUGCUUAUCCGGCAUCCAAUGAAAUUGAAGAGGUACAGAACUUAAUUCCAAAGAGUUCUGCAGGUAUGGAAGUCUGAUGCAUACCUUCUGUAUGUUGUAAUGUACAUAGUCGGUCCGUGUCUCUUUUGGUCAUUGAAUAACGUUUGGAGAAAAUUAAUUAAAAAUAGAAAAACCAUUUGAUUUUCGUUUUUGCAGGAACUCCCAAAAGGAAAUUCCUGUAAAGUACUUAUCACAUUCUGACUUGAUUUUACAUUUGUGUCAUAUUCUGCUUCAUGUUUAUUGUUGUUGUAGUUUAAUUUAAAAUGAAGAUUUUGUUGCAUCUGUUUACACAAACAGGAUCAUUUGCAAAGAUUAGUUUCAUGCUACGAUCGGAGCAUGUUAGAAUUCUAAUUGCAUCACUUUCAAUUUAUUCUGCUAAAUGCACAAUUGUCAUGACACACGUAUGCAGUCAUCAUUCAUUCCAAGCCAUUGAAUAACUAUAUGCCAUUACUUUUACCAGUGUUUAUUUUUCAGCUUUUGGGCUAUUUGUAUGGCCUUAUAACAAAUGAAGAUAUUCUGUAUUUAUCUGACUGAUAUUUUCUAAACAUAAAAAGGGUUUCAUUUAUAUUUGUAACAGAUGUUUCCUUGUUUUUUCUUUUCUUUUCUUUUCUUUUCUUUUCUUACCUUGUGUUUUAAAGGUCCCGUAUUUUACCAAACCAACUUUUUCUAGUACAGUUAUUUGGGAUGUUAUAUUGGCUAUAUAGUGCCUGUGAAAUAUGAAUUCAAAUUGUCCACCCAUUCCUGAGAUCCAGACGUUUUUCUGCCGAGAGGCCUGAAAUCAGGUUAUUUGAAUUUCUCAAGCUUAUCUGUGUAACUAGCGAAGAUGGCAACCAAUCAGAGGAAAGCCAAAUAUGGACAAAGCUGAUACAAAACUGGGUCAAACAGAAAUAGGUGUCAGAGGGGCCUUUUAUGGACACCCGUAUGACAAAACCAAGGUUUUUUUUUUUUUUUAUAUAAUGAAAUUGACACUUUAUACUAAGUUUCUGUUAAGAGAGUCACUCCAUGGAGGUCGAACUAGCCAAAAUAUGGGACCUUUAACAGAUAUAACCGUACCUAGGUAACGCAUUGUACCUAAAAUGUGCAAUUCAUUUGCUCAUUCCUGUAAAUAAAUGUGCAUUAAAUUUUUAUCCCAUCUA